CCUACCUCUUUUGACAUGUGGGAAUGUCUAAGUCAGCAAGAAGUGUAUACUUGCCCCCUUAGACCCUCAACAGUACCUAAAGGUCAUCUGCCUUGAAGACUGGCUGCAGAAGUCCUGAAGGUUGAUGGAGGGCCAUGCUAUUCAAACAGCAGGCAUGGCUGAGACAGAAGCUCCUGGUGCUGGGAAGCCUUGCCGUUGGGAGUCUCCUGUAUCUAGUCGCCAGAGUUGGGAGCUUGGAUAGGCUACAACCCAUUUGCCCCAUCGAAGGCCGGUUCGGAGCCCGUGGUCAGGCUGAAUUCCCCCUGCGCGCCCUGCAGUUUAAGCGUGGCUUGCUGCACGAGUUUCGGAAGGGCAACUCUUCCAAGGAGCAGGUACGCCUUCAUGACCUGGUCCAGCAGCUCCCCAAGGCCAUUAUCAUCGGGGUGAGGAAAGGAGGCACCAGGGCCCUGCUUGAGAUGCUGAACCUCCAUCCGGCAGUGGUCAAAGCCUCUCAAGAAAUCCACUUUUUUGACAAUGAUGAGAAUUAUGCCAAGGGUAUUGAGUGGUAUAGGAAAAAGAUGCCUUUUUCCUACCCUCAGCAAAUCACAAUUGAAAAGAGCCCAGCAUAUUUUAUCACGGAGGAAGUUCCAGAAAGGAUUUACAAAAUGAACUCGUCUAUCAAGUUGUUGAUCAUUGUCAGGGAGCCAACCACAAGAGCUAUUUCUGAUUACACUCAGGUGCUAGAGGGGAAGGAGAGGAAGAAUAAAACCUAUUACAAGUUUGAGAAGCUGGCUAUAGACCCUAAUACCUGUGAAGUGAACACAAAGUACAAGGCAGUAAGAACCAGCGUCUACACCAAACAUCUGGAACGGUGGUUGAAGUACUUUCCAAUUGAGCAAUUUCACAUCGUCGAUGGAGAUCGCCUCAUCACGGAACCCCUGCCAGAACUUCAACUGGUGGAGAAGUUCCUAAAUCUUCCCCCGAGGAUAAGUCAAUACAAUUUGUAUUUCAAUGCUACCAGAGGGUUUUACUGCUUGCGAUUUAACAUUAUCUUUAAUAAGUGCCUGGCGGGCAGCAAGGGGCGCAUUCAUCCAGAGGUGGACCCCUCUGUCAUUACCAAAUUGCGCAAAUUCUUUCACCCUUUCAAUCAAAAAUUUUACCAGAUCACUGGGAGGACAUUGAACUGGCCCUAAAAUAAUGUCAUACAACACUAUGUGUUGUGCCUGGGGACACACAAUGUCUCGUCUGGAUUAAAAUAUGCACUUUUCCUAUAGACACAACUGUCCAAGUCAUUUUUCCAUGUAUACUUGUACAUACGCAGUGUGUGACCAAAUAUAAGAUCAGCUCUUUUUCUACUGAAAAUUUACAAAAACAAAAACAAAAAACAAACCAAUUUGCUGUCUACAUAGUUGCAUCUUUUAUGCUAUUUACAAAAAGAAGAGGUGGUGGUACUGGGGGAAAGUGACUUCAGCUAUUCUCAAAGAGUUAGUCUUCCUUUGAGUCAGAAUUUGUCGCCUGCCAUUUUCAUAGAUUUAAGCCAAAAGAUUAACAUGUGAAAAUGUACCAAUGGCUGUGAAGUUUCAGGAAGUAGAGGAUUCGGUUAUGCAUUCUUUUCUAAGGGAAAGCUGACUCUUUAAUUCAGAUGCUGAAUUGAUGCCAUGAAAACAGAAAAUACUAUUUUCUUAUUAUUUAAAAAAAUGUCUUAUCUCAUAAAAUUGACAUCGUUCCAAAGUUCCUGUGGUGAUUUUGCACUAUCGUUUUCUCAUAUGGACCAUGGUGUCACUUGUAGCAUGUCAGUCACACAUCGGAAAGUCAAGUCCUUUUACUUCCGUGUUCUAUGUCAACAAAGAGAAAUGUCCUGUACAUAGUGUAUAUAGUUGUAAAUACUGGUUUCACACUAAUUCUAUUUUGUAAACUGAAUAUGGCUAUUUAAUUUAUUGUGAACAUUAAAUUUAUUGUGGUAUUUAAAAAAUGGAAUGGAUUAAAAUUACUCUAUGUGCAAUUUUUUUUUUACUCAUUUUGUUUUAUGUGCCCCUUGCUGGCUCCCAAAGUCAAAGCUGUUUAUGUGCACAUGAGAGCACUUGGAAAGAUGCACUUCUCCGUUGGAUUUCUGUACCCUUGUGAUAUGAAGCAAGGUUGGAUAUAUUUUUUAAAAAUAUCUCAACCAUCUGGAAAUCUAGUAUAACAGCCACCUCAAAGAGCACUUGUGCUUCUCUGCUACAACCUUGUAACAAUUAACUUACUUGCAGUUGCUCCUGGUGCUAGGAGACAGACAAGAAAUACUUUAAUAUAAUCAAGGCAUAGAAGAAUCACAGUUUUAUACGAACCUCUAAUCAAAGUCAGACCAAUAGAGAAAUUAAAUAAGAUUAGAAAAUUUGUGUAGCCUCUGUACUGAAAGCUGCUGAUGCUUCCGCAAACUCUCAGAACUCCCUCUUUGAGAUGAAACUACAUCAGCCUGCUCAGGAAUGAUCAAAUUACGGAGUGUUGCUAUUACUAACAUAAACAUAUGGCUCAGAUUUCCAUCCAGAGAAAUUAAUGCUAAAUUGGGUGCUUGCUAACAUCAGAUAGCCUGUACUGUUCUGCAUUUAUAGAUGCUUAAAUAUAGUUUGGAAAACCUUGGAAAGAGGUAUCAACAGAAAAAAUAAUAAUAAUAAUAAGAUGGAUUUUUCACAAUCAUGGUUGCUUAUCCAGUGGAAGAUGUUUAAGCGAGUUUUGUUCACAUUGAGAGUGCCUAGCAAAUAACAGUGGAUUCCCUUUUGAUUGUACUAAGUGUUGAUUUUCUCCAUGAGUUGUUCAUCCUGUCCAGUGAUUGAUGGUGAACUUUUCUAAAUAAAUAGCCCUUUGCCCUUCAUUGUCGGUA
Messenger RNA from Delphinapterus leucas (beluga whale), 2839 nucleotides. It is a transcript of the gene HS3ST5, whose product is annotated as heparan sulfate-glucosamine 3-sulfotransferase 5. The record is from RefSeq and is a predicted model, not a curated record. Gene Ontology annotation, molecular function: [heparan sulfate]-glucosamine 3-sulfotransferase activity. Lineage: Eukaryota; Metazoa; Chordata; Mammalia; Artiodactyla; Monodontidae.